AUGUAUCAGGCUCGGAAAAAUCCUGACUGGAUCUGUGAUCAUGGCGCUUUCAGUCAAGUUCGGCAGGAGUUUGAGGUUCUGGAGGAGCAGCCCGGUGGGACAUAUGUGGGCACCAUCGACACCAAACCCUCCUUUACUUACAGAUUCAGCGAACACCACAAACUUUUUUCCAUCAACGCCACGACGGGCGUCAUCUACACGUCCUCUGUGAUCGACCGAGAAGUUCUGCCUAGUAACAUCAUCAAUGUGGUGGUUCUGUCCAGUCAGCCCACUUACCCCACCGAGGUGCGCAUCGUGGUUUUGGAUAUUAACGACAACGCGCCGGUGUUUCCUGACGCGUCGAUCGUGGUGUCGUUCAAAGAGGACGCGAGCAGCGGACGUCAGGUGAUUCUGGACACCGCGACAGACUCGGACAUCGGGAGUAACGGAGUGGAUCACACCACCUACCGAAUCGUCAGCGGGAACGAACACCGAAAGUUUCGCUUGGAUAUCACCGUCAAUCCGAGCGGAGAGGGCGCUUUUCUGCACUUGGUCUCCACAGGAGGGCUGGACAGAGAAUUAACCCCCUUCUAUCAACUCCUCAUCCAAGUGGAAGACAAAGGAGAGCCUAAAAAAUUUGGGUAUCUGCAGGUAAACGUCACCAUUCAGGAUAUAAAUGACAACCCGCCUGCUUUUGACCAGGAUCAUUACCAGACCAGUGUGUUUGAGGACGCUGCCAUUGGCUCUGGUGUUCUCCAAAUAACAGCCGCAGAUCUGGACGAGGGCGCAAAUGCUGAUAUAACAUAUUUUUUAGAUGAAGGAACUCCUUUUCAGAUUGACCCUAAGGCUGGGACUGUGAUUAUAAAGGAGGGGUUGGAUUAUGAGACCAGGAAGGAGUAUUCCCUCACUAUCCAUGCAGUAGACAACGGUGUCCCCUCUCUCUCAGGCAGGUCAGAAGCGACUAUAAAACUGCUUGAUGUGAAUGACAAUGACCCCGUAGUUAAAUUUCGCUACUUCCCUACCACAUCCAAAUUCGCUUCGGUGGAUGAGAAUGCACAGGUGGGCACCGUAGUGGCACUAUUAACAGUUUCUGAUUCAGAUUCAUCCACAGCUAACGGUAAUAUUUCAGUUUCUAUACUUGGUGGAAACGAACAGAGACAUUUUGAAGUCCACAGUUCACCCGUCCCCAAUCUGAGCCUAAUCAAAGUAGCCAGUGUGCUCGACAGAGAGCGAAUCUCCUCCUACAACCUCACAGUUUCAGUGUCAGAUAACGGCAGGCCUGUCGCUCGCUCGUCUUUUGCAAGUCUGGUUAUAUUUGUGAACGAUAUUAAUGACCAUCCACCCAUAUUUCAGGAAGCUGUGUAUAGAGUAGACAUCAGCGAGGACAUUCCUAAAGGCAGCUACAUUAAAGGGGUCUCAGCCACAGAUGGAGACUCCGGGCAGAACGCCAAUCUCCGCUACUCACUGGUGUCUGGAAACAGUUUGGGCUGGUUUGCCAUCAGUGAGAACAGUGGUUUGGUUACCAGCGCAGCAGAGCUCGAUAGGGAAAUAGCUUCUCAAAUAGUGCUGAAUAUCAGUGCCAAAGACCAAGGCCUGCAGCCGAAAAUCUCCUACACCAAAUUAAUAGUGAAUAUCAACGACGUUAAUGAUCAGAUCCCCACUUUCACUCAAAGCACAUAUCACAUCUCAUUAAUUGAGCAUUCACCAGCCGGAUCCGAGCUUGUGGUGCUGUCUGCCACAGAUUCGGAUCUUGGUGCCAAUGGCACGGUUCGAUUCUCAUUUGACCCUGAAACCCCCGUGAGCAUUCAGAAUAAGUUCAGGUUAGAUGCAAUAUCGGGCAGGUUGAGUACAGCCACAGAGUUAGACAGAGAAGAAGAGGGCUUCUAUCUGUUGCACAUCAAAGCCACAGAUGCAGGCACGCCCCCCCUUUACUCAAUCUGCAAAGUCAAUAUCACAUUGCAGGACGCUAAUGAUAACAGCCCAGUGUUUUACCCUGUGCAGUAUUUUGCCAAUAUCAAAGAAAACGAGCCUUCAGGCUCAUUUGUGACUACUGUAACAGCUUCCGACCCUGACCUUGGCCGCAACGGCACUGUAAAAUAUGCCAUCACUGCUGGUGACUCUUACAAGUUUCACAUCAACAGCAACUCUGGUAAAAUCAUGACUCUAGUGCCACUCGACAGAGAGGAGAAAACCUCUUAUCAGCUGCAGGUCACUGCGACGGAUGGAGGCGGAUUGCGCUCAAACACGCAAGCUAUAGUCACAGUCACUGUUGUAGACACACAAGAUAACCCGCCCGUCUUCAGUCAGAAAGAGUACAGCUUUGUUAUGUUUGAGAACGUGGCUGUUGACACCAUUAUUGGCACCGUGUCGGCCACCACGGUAGAUCUGAACACAAAUAUCACUUAUUUGAUCGCAUCAGGGGACCAGCGCGGUCUGUUUGCUAUCAAAGGCAGCACAGGGCAGAUCACAGCUUCAGGGCUGAUAGACAGAGAAGAGCAGGCGUUUUACCAACUCAGGGUGAUUGCAAGAGGUGGGGAGGUUACAGGGGAAGCGCUAGUUAAUAUCACAGUGAAGGAUUUGAAUGAUAACGCACCUCAUUUCAUUCACAAUGUCGAGCAUGUCAGUGCUGUGGAGAACUGGGCCACCGGUCACCAAAUAUUCCAGGCUAAAGCUUCGGAUCCUGAUGAGGGGACCAAUGGUGUGGUCAAAUACAGCCUCAAACAGAACGCUAAAGGCUUGUUUCAUAUCCACGAAAGACAUGGAUUGAUCACACUCACUGGCCCCUUAGAAGUCACCACCAGCUCCUACCAAGUGGAGGUCGUGGCCUCUGACCUUGGCGUUCCUCAGCGCACCUCCAGCCUCAUUCUCACCAUCAGCGUGUAUGAUGUUAAUGACAAUGCACCAGUUUUCGACCAGCUCUCUUACGAAGUCACCAUUCUAGAAUCCGAGCCCGUUAAUAGUCGCUUUUUUAAGGUGGAGGCCAGCGAUAAAGACUCUGGACUCAAUGGGGAAAUUGUGUAUGACAUCGUUAGCGGUAACACAAAUGACGUUUUUGGGAUUUUCCCUGACGGGCAGUUCUAUAUUAAGGCAGAAUUGGACAGAGAAGUACAAGAUCGGUACAGUUUAUUAGUGGUGGCCAAAGACAGAGCCGUCGAGCCACUAAGCGCCAGCGUUAAUGUGACAAUUCUUCUUGACGAUGUCAACGACAACCGUCCGCUUUUCAACAGCACUAAUUAUGUGUUCCACUUCGAAGAAGAGCAGGAGCGAGGCUCUUUUGUUGGGCUGGUUUUCGCUGAGGACAAAGACUUUGGGCCAAACAGCGAGGUCCGUUACUCCUUUGAAACGCCGCAGCCAAAUUUCGAGCUGAACGCUAUCUCAGGCGCAUUGACCAGCACACUACAGCUCGACCGCGAAUCUCUCAUGAGACAGAGAGGCGCCGCGGUGUUCAGUUUCACAGUCGUAUCCUCUGAUCAGGGCCUUCCCAAGCCUCUCAAAGACCAGGCCAAAGUUCAAGUGUACAUACAGGACAUCAACGACAACCCGCCGAAAUUCACCAAAGACAUUUACCAGGCCUCUAUCUCAGAAUCCGCCCAGAACAUGACGCAGCUGCUCCGAGUCUUGGCCUCAGACGUAGACGAAAAUAAAAACGGCCUUGUUCGCUACGACAUCAUGGAGGGAAAUGAGGAGAAACAGUUUAGCAUUGACAGCACUUCUGGUCAAGUUACUCUAGUGGGAAAACUAGACUACGAGACAACACCCUUUUACUCCCUCAAAAUUAUGGCGGAGGACUCUGGGAUUGUGCCUCUGUCAUCCACUUGUGUAUUGAGCAUCAGUGUUCUGGAUGAUAAUGAUAACUCUCCAUCAUUUCCCAAAUCAAUUCUCACAGUGGAUGUGCUGGAGAACAUGCGGAUUGGAGAGCUGGUUGCCUCUGUAACCGCCACAGACUCUGACUCUGGAUCCAACGCUGACAUCACAUACAGCAUCUCCGCCACCAACAACCACGGGACUUUCAGCAUCAGUCCCAACACUGGCAGCAUUUUCCUGGUCAAAAAACUGGAUUACGAAACACAGUCGCUAUACAAACUCAAUAUCACAGCCAAAGACAGCGGAAGGCCAUCCAGGUCUUCCACCAUUCCGGUCAUCAUUCAUGUGAGAGAUUUUAAUGACAACCCUCCUGUUUUUACACCAGGUGACAUUUUUAAAUCCAUCCCUGAAAACCUUCCGCUCUCCACCUCCGUCAUGACUAUAACAGCUCACGACACGGAUGCCGACAUCAACGGCCAGCUGGAGUACUCCAUUGCCAUGCAGACUCCUAGGGGUGGGCAUUUCCGCAUUGACCCCACGUCUGGAGUGAUAAUUACGAACAAGGAAAUAGACAGAGAGUUCUCCAACCUUUUUGAGCUGACCAUCAAAGCGACCGACCAGGCUGUGCCGGUCGAGUUCCGCCGUUUUGCUCUGAAAAACGUUACUAUAUGGGUGACAGACCAAAAUGACAACAUACCUGUAUUUAUCUCCCAGAAUGCCCUAGUGGCAGAAUCCAACAUAGUAAUCGGCUCCAUUCUGACAACAGUAGUGGCUUUUGACCCCGAUGAGGGUGCCAACGGGGAGGUGGAGUAUGAACUCUUAAGAGGAGAUUCAGACACGUUUAUCAUGGACCGCUACAGCGGAGAUAUCAGACUAGCCUCUCAACUCGUUCCCUCAAAGCUCAUCUACAGUCUGACCGUGUCCGCUACGGAUCACGGCACGGAUCGCAAGACCUCACGGACGGAGCUGACCAUCAUCCUUCAAGGUUCAGAUGGCCCGGUCUUCUCCCAACCCAAAUACAUCACUAUUCUAAAGGAGGGCCAACCACCUGGAACCAAUGUCAUCUCUUUGGAUGCCUCCAGUCCACGUGGCACCGGCACCAAAGUGGAGUUUUUUAUUGUUUCAGUCCGGAGCGGAGGGAAGGCCGCAGGCCGGCUUUUCACCAUCGGCCGCCACUCUGGGAUGAUCCAAACAGCUGCAGAACUGGACAGGGAGCAAGGCUCAGACCUCUACUUGAUAGACGUGUACGCCAUCGAAGCCGACGCCAGCCAGCCCAGAACACAACAUGCAGAGGCUAGCGGUAUUGUUUCAGCUCGGAGAGAGUGCAGGCCUUAAUCUCAGAGCGUAGCGCUCGCUCUGCAGAGAGAGGGGAACCCUGGGUAAAAUGUGCUGCUUUGUGUUCCCGCUGCGACUGAACUAAUCUCUGUUAUCAGCAGAGACAAAUUCAACAAAAAAGAUGCCCUGACAGCGCGAUUGCAGAUAUUAAAAAUACGAAACCACAGGAUGGAAUUGUUUGUUUCUUUCUUAUUGUAAUAGUUCUCUGGCCAAGUAAAUGCAGGGUAUAAGGGAAAUGAGUGGGGGAGAUCCGUGUGUGGGUCUGAGAUACCUGUCCCCCACCGAGUAAGCAGAGGAAUUAGCCUGGGUUUGAAUGCCUCAGGCGAUGUCGGAGCAGGGUGGUCUGUGAGACCCUGCUUUGUGCCACCAGCUUUGCCUGAACAGGCAAUAAGUGACCAUUAAAUUCAGCUGACCCUCUAAGUCUCAGUGAAUAGAAAUUUCCUUUCAGAGGGGGAUGAGUGGAGUAAGAGGAGGAAUCUCUAAAAGUGAAACUUUAUCCGCACGUUCAGUUGGUACACUGCGACGCAUCUGCGUUGCUCCCGCUAAACUCUCCCUCGAGGGAUAGAGUUAAACUCUCGGCUGCAGGAACCAGAUGAAAUUCUACACUGGGCUUGUGGGUUUGUGUGCACAGGCCUCUGCUCAAAUGAAAAACAAAUGUGAUUCUAUAUAUGUGUGUGUUUUGGAAAUUUCAACUGGAACCGAAAAUGUUAUAUUAUUACAGGCUUGAUGAUUUGCGUUUAUAAAGUGGAUUUUUUUUCUCGUUCUCUGCUGCUGUGAUGAAAUGUGCUUUGUGUUAGAGUCUUGAAAAUAGCUUCCCGAGAGGCGUUGCUCUCCAUUCUGAGAGAGAGAGAGUGAGUGUAACUGAAGCCAAAACGGUUUGGGUUUGCUUUGCUUUGUUUGUGAGGGGGUGUCAUCGCUUGUGUCAGCUAACGGUGUGCUGAAGUAACUCAUCUGAGGUUGUGUGAAAGUUUCCAUGUGAAGUGAAGAUCAUGUACAGCAGUGACAAUGAAAGCAGAUGUGGGUGACAUUAGAGCUGCUCAAACUAUGUGUGUGUGUGUGUGUGUGUGUGUGUGUACCUACUUAACCAUAUUCAGGGGAAAAAUGAGGUCCUCAAUUGUAAGUCUUUUAGAAAUGCAAAAAUACAGGAAGUUUUCUGUUAGAGUUGCUCUGUAGUAUGUAUAAGUAGCUGUAUGUAACAUUAGAAGUCUAUGUAAUGUCCCAUUUGGAAGUCAAUUGUGUGUUUGUGUGUUUUUGUGAUUGUUUGGCUUCACAGUUUCAAUGCAAAAUAACUUGUUUUCUUAACUAGUACUCCUCUUGUUUGCCACUAAAAACAUCCUUAAAUUAAGAAAUCAUGCAACCUUAAGUUGAUGCUUGAAAGAAAAAGAAGAAGAAGAAGAAGAAGAA
Molecule: messenger RNA, 6522 nt
Organism: Cyprinus carpio (common carp)
Lineage: Eukaryota; Metazoa; Chordata; Actinopteri; Cypriniformes; Cyprinidae
Product: protocadherin Fat 4-like
Exons: 3
Coding region: 1-5118 (1705 amino acids)
Source: RefSeq, a predicted model, not a curated record